AUGCCUCCCUCCAUUGAAGUCUUUACUAUACCCCAGGCCUUCGACUCCCUCGAAAGUGCUAUUGCAUUUCAUGAUGAUCUUUGGCCUGGUUGUCCUACGUAUCAGACGCUUGACGAGGCAAACACGCACUUCCUUAACAUUCAUGCCAUGCUCAAUGAAUUCCAACUCGUUGCUCACGACAUCCCCGUUAGCACGGCUGUCGUCCUAGCCCAUCUCGUCGUCUCGCACACCAAUGCUCAUCGCAUUAAACCCAACCGCGACCAUUAUCACGACGAUGCUACCCGCUAUAAACAGAAAUCCAUUGACUUGGAAUACGAACUCAACCAACUCCACGAUCUUCAUUCCAGUAUUGAGCGUGAACGGGAUAUUCUUAAGCGCCGCCUCGACGAAGCCCUUGAAAAGCUUGCUCGUACUGAAGCUCAUCUCCACGAUGAGAUCAAAUCUGAUCACGAUUCUUCUCGUCUUCAAGACCUAGUUACUACUCUUCGUGCCGACCUUCAAGCUGCCUUUGAUCAAAUACAGGCUAUUCGUCGUGUCCACAAGAAACCUCAGUCCAUCGCUGAGAAAUAUGACAUCUCUCCCACCAAGCCUGCCGUUGCCAUCACCGACUGCCCCAAAUAUAAGGACAUUUAUAAGCGCACCAAACUCAAGGAUUAUACUAACUUCGGAAACUGGCUCAUUGGCUUACGUAUGGAACUUGACCACUUUGAUGUUAUCCAUCGCCUUCACCCUCAUUGUGACGACGUCUCAGUCGGAGGCGGCCCCGACAUGCUCGCUGACGCCCGCUGCCGCCGCAUUCUCGUUGACUCCAUCAAUGAGACACUGAUUAAUUCUAUAUACAAGUCUCAUGUGUCCAAGGCACCCCAUGCUUACUUUAAACACAUCUGCCUCACCUUGCAUUCGGCAACCAUUACAGGCAGUCAUGGUCAUUUCUGGACUGCCAUGAAAUCUCUCAUCAAUUUCACCGCCACCGGGUCUCCCGAUUUGACUCUUCAGGCACUAGACGACAUCCGCCGACAUCUUCUUGACGUUGGCAAAGUCGUUCCUGAUAAGUAUCUUAUCUGUGCCCUCUUAUACAGUCGCAGUGGCGACUACAAACUCCUUCGUUGCGACAUUUUCGCUCAGGAUAUUGAUGCACUCACCAUCGAUGAACUCACCAUCGAUGCACUCACCAUCGAUGAUGUCUACAUGAAAGUCACGAAUUUCACAGGCGAUUACCAUCUUGACGUCUCCCCUUCUCCUUCCGGUUUAAACGCACUUACCGUCGGCAAUCCUUCAACGCCUUCCACCGCUGGUCAUAAUGCUACCGCGUGUCUCUCCAAUUAA
Messenger RNA from Sphaeroforma arctica JP610, 1326 nucleotides. RefSeq lists its product as hypothetical. The record is from RefSeq and is a predicted model, not a curated record. Bases 1 to 1326 code for a protein of 441 amino acids. NCBI's taxonomy places the organism in Eukaryota, Ichthyosporea, Ichthyophonida. The transcript has 3 exons.